GAAGUGAAUGCAAAGUACCAGCUGGUGUUCUGACAGUCAACCUGGAGCUGUACCCUCCUCCAGCCGUGACUCUAAGUGCAGAUGUCAUCAGCACACAGCGGUCACUGGAGCGGACGAGGACGGCAGAGAAGGACAGGCUCUUCUUGGUCUAUGCUAAACAGUGGUGGCGAGAAUUCCUGGAGAUUCGAGCAUCUCAUCAGUCCAAGCUGGUCAAAAUUUUUGCACAGGACGAGAAUGGCGUGAACCGGCCCGUCUGCUCUUACGUGCACGUCCUUCGGGCUGGCCGCCUCCUGGAGAGCUCGCGACACGCAGCCCGCUUCGUCAGCCUGCUGCCCCACGAGAGGACCCCGGUGCUGGGGGGAGGAACGGGGAAGCAGGAGCAGUGGUGCUCCUUACUGGCUUUUCUGGGUCGAGGAAAGGGAGACUGUGAGGACCACGCCACUCUACUGUGCAGCCUGCUGCUGGGGUUCGGCCUGGACGCCUACGUUUGUGUUGGGACCAAGGCGAAGGGGGUUCCACACGCCUGGGUCAUGACCCGGGGGACUGAUGGGACUGUUACCUUCUGGGAAAGCCUGACGGCACACAGGUAUUUGCAUCGGCCUGUGGACCCAGAUGCCCCUCCCCUUUCCCCUCAGCCCAAACCGUCGUCGCCCUACCGCACUGUGGGCUGUGUCUUCAACCACCAGACCUUCAUGGCCAACUGCCAGCCCUCUGAUGCCGUGGAGCUCUGCGUUUUUGACUUCCAGAAUCCGUCCCGCUGGAAAGCGAUGAGUGAGGAGGCUCUGAGGUCCGUUUGUGCCCCCGGCUCCUGCUCCUCCCUGCCCCCUCUGCCUCCUCUGUGUGCCCCCUCUCUGGAUCCUGCAGCAGCCAGCAACCAGCUGGAGAUGGAGAUGCGCUACCUGGUGUACGAGCACAGGAAGGACCUGGAUCUGGGAACAGUGUGGGACGACCAUCUCUGCUACCUGCUGUCCUCGGCUCUGUCUGCGUAUGAGAUGGAGCGGUGCACCGGAGUUUCCUGCGGCAACGAGGAGUUCCAGGACGCCGUGAGGAGGGCUGUGCCAGACGGACACACCUUCAAAGGCUUCCCUAUCCACUUCCUGCAUCGCAACGCUCGCAGAGCCUUCGCCACCUGCCUCAGGUCUCCGUUCUGUGAGGAAAUACUCUGCUGCCGGGGUGACAGUGUGAGGCUGGCCGUCCGUGUGUGGAUCUUUGUAUACCCUGAGAAUGCGUGCGCCGUGUGGCUCAUGUUUGCAUGCAAAUACCGCUCUGUACUCUAAUCCUGCACAGCAUCCAGGAACCUGCAGACACUUGAUCACA
Molecule: messenger RNA, 1317 nt
Organism: Oryzias melastigma (Indian medaka)
Lineage: Eukaryota; Metazoa; Chordata; Actinopteri; Beloniformes; Adrianichthyidae
Gene: cep76
Product: centrosomal protein 76
Source: RefSeq, a predicted model, not a curated record